This is a messenger RNA of Stylonychia lemnae, 2811 nucleotides long. The record is from the annotation of a GenBank genome assembly. Lineage: Eukaryota; Ciliophora; Spirotrichea; Sporadotrichida; Oxytrichidae.
AUGUCAUAGUAAGACUCAUAAAUUGAAGCUGAGACAUCUACAGAGAAGUAGCUGCCUAUAACCCUGAAUGAAGAAGAACAAAAAGAUGGAAAGUAGAAUAGACAAAGAGAUAACAGAGCUAACCGAUAGAACAGAAAUAACAACUAAGGUUAGCAACAAAAAUAUCAACCAAAGGGUAGCUAGCAAACUCAACAAAAGUAUGUGGUCAAAAAGAAGAAUCUAGAAGGGGAAGAGGACGAAAAAGCUGAAGAUAAUAAAAAUGCAGAUUAGACCUAGGAAAACGGAGAGGAUUAGGAGGCUGCAAAUAAAAAGAAUCAAAGACAAAAAUCUCAAAAGAGACAGUAGAAAUUGGUCUAUAGAGUUAAAGGGUAGGAUAAUAAUCAAGGUGAACAUGAGUAAGAGGAAACUAAAGAACAGGAAAGGCCUUAGAAGAAAUACUAGGAGAAAAGUAAAACAAGACUUCAACCUCAAUACAGAGUAAAGGACCCUAAUAGGAAGCCUGAAGAAGAAGCUGAAAAUGAGGAAGAGGGAGAUUAGGAGAAUGGUAAUUCGAAUCCUGAACAUCAAAAGAAAAAGUAUCAAAGAAAAGGUCAAAGUUAACAAGAUGAUAAAAAUGAUACCGAAGGCAAUAACAAAAAUAGAAAGAGAAGGGACGAUAGAAGAGAACAGAAAGAACAGAGACCAUUUACUGCCUACGAGGAAUAUAUGUACGGUGACUGGAGAAAGCCAAGACCUCGUAUAUUUGUUACUAUUGAAACAGAGAUUCCCGAAAUGCCUAAAGAUAUCAUUGAGACUCCUGACGAGCCAGCUUAUCACAAAGGAUAACUAGAGUUAGAUGAAAAAAUUGAUGCUCUUAAUGAGAAGAUUAGAGAUUUCGCAGAAAAAUUCAGCGACAAGUUAGGAUAAAUGAAGGCAGAUUAAUCAGGUAAAGGAGUUAUUUCAAAGGAAUUCAGAGAUUUAAUUGACCAAUUCAAGACAAAAUCAGCAGAAAAGAAAAGGAUUUAUGAUGAAGUAAAUGCCAUCAAUGUAGAAAUCGGAGACUUGGAAGCUAAAAAGACCAAGGCUGAGAAGAAAUUGCAUCCAAAAUAUAACAGACUUGAUACUCUUGCUAAAGGAAUAACGUAAGUAUUGCUUAUUAUUGCUAAAAUUAAAUAUAGUGAAAUUGAGAAAACUCUCUCUACUACUACCAAUGAUGCCAAGUAAGAAAAGGAAUACAUCAGAGAAAUGCAAAUAAUUAAGGAUUCAAAACCUUUUAUUGAGGAGAUUAAUGGGCUUAGAGACCUCAUUUACGAGAAAAAAUCUCUUAAAUACAAAACUGGCCUGGGCUUGACUGAACUCAAGGAAGAGUGCAAGCAGCUUAAAUUGAGCAUGGAUAAAUUGAAAAAAACCCAAGACGAUAAGCAAAACUUUAAGGAAGAUAUUUAAAAGCAAUUGGAUUCAAUAAAUGCAAAUAGAACCAAACUCAUUGGAGAAAUCAAGGAACUAAGAGCGGUGAAGGACCAAAGAAGGGAAGAAUACUACAAGAAAUUGAUAGAAUACGAGAAGUAGUAAAUCAUAAUUAAGGAAAUAGAAUGGAUAGCUAUGAUCAAGGCCAGAGUAGAAGAUCGUGAAGAGCAAAAAAGAUAAUGGGAAGAGGAGAAGCUUAAACGCCAAGAGGAGCGUAAAUAGAGGAUUGAGGAUCAAAUCAGAAGAGAGGAAAACAGAAAGAAGCGUGAAGAGGAAUCGAGGAAGUCAGAAGAGGAUAAAUAGAAAAAGUGGGAGGAGCAUAUGCUUUCAAAGCUCGAUAUCCACCCAUACAUCUCUGAAAUCGAUCUCUGUGACUAUCUCAUUAAGUAUUGUGAGAAAAACAUGAAAAGACCUGGUGAGGAUAUGACAAUCCGUCAAUUAUCAGAACUAGAGAAAUCCUUACACACUGAUGAAUUGAGGAAAAAGACCAUUCAAGAUGCUCUAUAGAAGGGCAAACUCAUGAAAGCUGAAACUAAGGAGGAAAGACAGCAAAAAGAUAUGGUUGCAGUUCAACAAAAGAAAAAAUCAUAAGUGAUAAACUAAGCUAGGGCUCCUGUGAAGCAAGAAGAGGAAGAUUAACUGAACCUUGACCUUUUAAUGAUUUAAAAGUUCUCUUAAAUCAAAGUUUCAGCUCCAAUGAAGAAAGAAGACCUCGAGCACACUCUUAGUGAAUUAAAGGAAAUGAAGCAAGCUUUCAUUGAGAAAGGAGAUUAAGAGAGAGCAGAAAAUAAAAAGAAAUUUGUCAGAGAGCAAAAGAGAGGCAGAAAUGAUUAGAAAACUCAAGAAGAGGAGGAGAAGACUAAAGAGGGAGAGGAACUUCCAGAGUUAAGCAAGUCACUGGCUGAGAAGAUGAAAAUCGUUGAGCAGAUUGGACUUAUGAAGAAAAAGAAGUUUAGUCAAAAUUAGUAUGAUGAUGAAGGUAUUGAUGUAGAUACAUUUGAAGCGAAUUAUGUUCCAGAAUAUGAAGAUGAAGAUGCUGAUAGAAGAAGAGAUAGUUAUCAAGGCAGAGGCGGAAGAGGAUAGAGAGGUGGUCAAAGAGGCGGUAGAGGCCAGAGAGGUGGCAGAGGAGGCUACAGAGAGGGUCAAGGUAAUAGAGGAGGCUAUAGAAAUGAUAGAAAUGACAGAAACGAUAGAGGAGACUACAGAGGUAGGGAUGAGAGAAGAGAUAGAAAUUAUGAAGAACCAGAAGGGGAAGGCGAAUGGGAAAAUCAAUAUGGAGAAAAAGUUGAAAGCAAAGUAGCAAAAGUUGUUGUGAAGAAAUUCCAGGAAGUGUUAACCAAGCAAGAAGAAUGGCCUGAGAUUUGA